GUCCCUCGCGCGGUUGCCCACGUACUCUGAUCUGCAUCUUGGUUCAGUUGGUUUGUUGUGGUCGUCUGAACUGAACAACAACAGCACUGAGCCCCUUGGAAUGCUUUGCCCUUCUUAACCGGCUCUGCCCCCUCGCUGCCACAAUUAGUCCCUCUCACUCCAACAAUUCACUCCCAAUAGUGUGCUUGCGCCACUGCGAUUCAGUUGGAAUCUCCCCGUGGCCGUGAUUGUUUUCAUCUAAAGAUAAAUCUCGACGCCUGCGGCUCUUGCCCGUCUUGUCUUCAAAACGACCAUCAACCCUCGCUCCUUCCUUCUCAUUUUCUGUUCACAACCUUGAUUUCGAGAUCUACACACUUCCCCGCUCUCUGCUGAAAGACACCUGUAACUUUCAAGAUGGAUCACGAUCAACCCACUCCCGUCAAGACGCAUGCCGUCGCUCACGAGAAGAGCUCAGCAAGUGACCGAUCUGACUCGGCUCCUGCGUAUAACGAUGUUGGUGAGAACUACAUCCCAGAAGUCCGACCGACAGGAUGGAAAUGGAAGGAAUUCAAGCUUGGCAGCUUCUCUUUGGGGUGGUAUGCUUCUCCACGAAUUCAACUUCUUCUAGUCUCAUUUGUUUGCUUUCUCUGUCCUGGAAUGUUCAACGCCUUGAGCGGACUGGGUGGUGGUGGUAAAACCGAUGCAACUCUCGCUGAUAACAUGGUACGUAUUUAAUUCACUUGCAUCUCAUUUCAUAUCCAAAUUUAGCUUUUUCUAAUUUUACCUAGAACAUUGCUCUCUACUCAACCUUUGCAGUCUUUGCCUUUUUCGGUGGUACUAUUGUCAACAAGCUUGGUGUCAAGUCAACACUUAGCAUUGGUGGAAUUGGUUAUUGCAUUUAUGCUCUUAGUUUGCUACUUUCUGUCCACUUUUCCGUUGGAGGUUUCAACAUUUUUGCUGGAGCUUUCCUCGGUGUCUGCGCUGGUUUACUAUGGACUGCCCAAGGAACCAUCAUGAUCUCUUAUCCUGCCGAGGAAGACAAGGGAAAAUACUUUGCCAUCUUCUGGUCUAUCUUCAACCUUGGCGCCGUUAUUGGUAGUUUGGUAAGCGACCCUUAGCCGAAAGCCCAAAAUCAUAUCUAACUUUUCAUUAGAUCCCAUUGGGUGAGUCAUUCAAGAGCAACAAAAAUGAAACAGUUUCCGAUGGAACAUAUAUCGGAUUCAUCGUUCUCAUGUUCUGUGGUUCCCUUGUUGCUUUACUUCUUUGCAACGCCAAGGAUAUCGUUCGUAAGGAUAACACCAAGGUCGUUUUGAUGAAGCAUCCUAGUUGGAAAUCCGAAUUUAUUGGUCUUUGGGAGACUCUCACCUACGAGCCAAUGGUUGUUCUUCUCUUCCCCAUGUUCUGGUCCUCCAACUGGUUCAUCACCUACCAAUCUAACGGUGUGAAUGCCGCUUAUUUCACCACCCGAACCAAGGCCCUUAACAAUCUUCUCUACUAUCUUGCACAAAUCAUCGGUGCAUUGGCAUUCGGAUACGCCAUGGAUAUCCAAGCAUUCAGACGUUCCGUCAGAGCCAAGGCUUCUUUGGUCUUCCUCAUGUGUCUCACCAUGGUUAUCUGGGGUGGCGGAUACAAAUUCGCGUUACGAUACAACAGAGAUGAUGUAGAUGUCAAGCUCCACCCAGACCGUGAGUUCAUGGAUUGGUCUACUCCUGGAUAUGUUGGCCCUAUGUUCCUCUACUUUUUCUAUGGAUUCUUUGAUGCGACUUGGCAAGCUGCUGUCUACUGGUAAGUUGCCUCAGUUACUGUUUUCGUGUAAAGAUUUUCAACUAACAAAUUGAUAGGUACAUGGGUUCUCUCUCCAACUCCGGUCGUCGUUCCGCAAACUACGUCGGAUUCUACAAGGGAAUUCAAUCAGCCGGUGCCGCAGUCAUGUGGAGUUUGGACAGCAACAAGCUUGAAUACAUCAAGGAAUUUGCAUCCAACUGGGCUCUUCUCUCGGGCUCCCUGGUCGUCGCAGCACCCAUCAUCUUCCUGAGAAUCAAGGAUCACGUCACAGUCGAGGACGAUAUCGCCAACACCGAUGCAGUGGUUGCUGACGUCGUACCCAUCGGACACCCUGAAAAGGCCGUUGUCUAAUUGUGUUUUUGUCCUUUUCUCUUCCUUCUUUCUCUUUUUAGCGUGUGCGACUAAGCCCAUCUGUGACAUAUCUGGGGAUGGAUAUCUGAAUUUGUGACAUUGGGAGGGGUUUGUUUCUUUCUUCAUUUUCGGUUGUUGCACACAUGGGAUUUGGUGCAUGAUGCAUUUUCGUGGGGCUGGCUUGUGCUGGGAGGGGUUUAUACCAUAUUGUUUUGCUCUCUAGUCUUCUUUUUCCUUUUUUUUUCUUCUCUCUCUGAGACCUUCAUACCCCUCUUCUCAUACUUUGAUAGUGAGAAGGAUUGAAAUGAUAAUGAAUACACGAGCAUAAUUGAUGGAUUUUUCAUCUCGAAA
Molecule: messenger RNA, 2466 nt
Organism: Hymenoscyphus albidus
Lineage: Eukaryota; Fungi; Ascomycota; Leotiomycetes; Helotiales; Helotiaceae
Source: the annotation of a GenBank genome assembly